Ochlerotatus camptorhynchus is the source of this 5388-nucleotide messenger RNA. RefSeq names its product breast cancer type 2 susceptibility protein homolog. Bases 90 to 5252 code for a protein of 1720 amino acids. The record is from RefSeq and is a predicted model, not a curated record. Lineage: Eukaryota; Metazoa; Arthropoda; Insecta; Diptera; Culicidae. Gene Ontology annotation, biological process: double-strand break repair via homologous recombination; regulation of DNA-templated transcription. The transcript is spliced from 6 exons.
UGUUGAAUGUGUACUGCUUUUAUUCGUUCGUUUUUUAGUGAUACUUUAUUCAAAUUGUAAAUUUUAAUGCCAAUAUUUACGGACUAAUCAUGGACGAAGUUCCGGCAAGUCCGGAGGUAGUGAAAAAACGGAAGUCACGCCGGAAAACCUUAAGCUUUAAACAGCGAAGUUCACUUUCACUGAACCGCGGAAGACCAUCCGAAGUGAAACCAGAUUCCAAUGUCGAAGACUGUGUUACCGUGCUGCUACCGGAUGACAGCAAAAUAGGGGCAGUUCGAGAUGAAUCGAAUGUACAGUUUGAAAUACCAAAAGAAAACAAUCUGCUCUAUUUUGAUGUGGACACCGAAAACAUUGAGCUGGCUUUCGAAGAUCCCUUGGAGUCGGCUGCCAUUCUGGAAAGGGCAAAUCAAAUUGAGCUGGAAAAUGUAGCGAAGCCAUCCGAGGGUUUCCUUGCGAACGUCCGGAAUAGGUUCGUUAGAAUAGAGGAAGUAAUCGAAUCGGAAGACGAACCUGCAGUAGAGGAAUCAGUUGUAGUAGUUAAGAGAGAAGCCAAUGUGUCGAGGAGUAGGAAAGCAAACUACAGUUACACACAGUUCGAUUUGGAUACACAGGUGCUGGGCAUAUGUGAAGCUGCUGAUAUCCUUGCUGGCUUGAACACCAAUCCCGAACACGAGUUGAAAGACUGGAGCAGCCCCUUGAAGAAACAAGAGUGCGAAAGCGCGACGGAGCUCAUAGUCGAAGGCCAGUCACAUGAAACUCCUCUGCGAAGAAAAGAUCGAUGGAACAACGUAAGACAGUCAUCGUUUUCAAGAAAUUCGAUUUCAAUCCAAGAAUGUAGGACUCCUCCUUCUACUAGCAGAAGAGAUGUUACAAGUUCCAUCACACUUGACUUUAGCGAGGAUUCGGAGAGUGAAUUGGUUGUUGAUUUUUCGAAAAUCAAAUCAUCACAACUUCGUAAACGGUUGGAAAAGAUACAAAACUACAUCGACAGUCCACCUCAGCCAGUUCGUAAAACAGGUGCACGGAAGACAUUUUCUAAGAAGAAAUCUCCAGCUGACAGCCCUCAAACACCGGUUGUAGUUCGACGAUUGAGCUACGAGAGUAACGUUUCCGAGCGGACCAACGGAAUCGAAAUAGAACCAAAUCAUAUUUCUUCGGAGGAUGAAACAGAUUGCGCGGUGGGUUCACAACCGGAAGAGCAGCCCUUGGUUAAUUCUAGUCCCGAGGGUGAUAAUUUUGACUCAAGUUUGUUGAUCAAGGCGAAUAUCAAUCAACUUUCACAGUUUUUCUUGCAAUCGGUGGAAUCAAAAACCCCUUGCAUUAACACGGAAUCUCCUGAAGUUCCUCCGCAAUCAUCGACUCCCAUUUCGCUUCCGUCAGAUCCAGUAGAUUCUCCACAGUUAUUGAAUAUCGCGUGGUUGUUUCGAAGUGAUUCCGAAUCCGAAUUCGAAUCCGGAGAAGAGCCAGAAGCGGAAACAUGUCCCGAUAAACAUUUGCAUCGUCUUUUGGAUGACGAUGAUGAUUUCCUGGUGCAGUUACAUCCGUCGCAGAAAAAGGAAGCAACGCUGGUACCAGUUUCCGUUUGGGAUGGCGACAAGCCCGGUGAAUUUUCUGAAUGUCAGUUUACUAAGCCCCUACCGCCGGACAGUGGCUUUAAAAGCAGAACAACACCUUCAUCGUCUGUCGGAACUGAAUUUAGACUUCCUUCUACCGACCUUCCAAUUCCAUCCUUUGAAGGAUUUCAAACAGCAGGUGGAUCUGGUGUCAAGAUAUCCGAAAAAGCUCUCGCCAAAGCUCGCGCUAUUUGGACCGACGAAGAGCAGAAGCUUAAUGAGGAUAAAGUUUGGCAAAGUACUAUCGGCGACGAAUCAUGCGCAGUCUCAGAACGGAUAGUAGCACCAUCUUUUGCAGAGUUCAGUACAGCCGCUGGAAGCUCGGUACAAAUUUCGGCAAACGCUCUAGCGAAAGCAGAACGACUUUGGAUGGAAUGCGAAGACGAGGGCAAUUUCGGAUUCAAAACAGCUCGUGGAAGUGACGUGAAGAUUUCUGAAACCGCUCUAGCUAAAGCGAGGGCAAUGGUUCGAGAUGUUGAACAGGAAUCAGAAAUGCAGUCAUUUGGCGGGUUCAAAACUGCUGCCGGCAGCAGUGUGCAAGCUUCUGAAAGUGCUCUAACCAAAGCACAAUAUAUUUUCGAGCAGAUUGAGACUGACCUACAAACCGAAAACGAACCAAGCGAUUGCAUGGGCUUUCAAACUGCUCGCGGUGGCACGAUUAAAGUGUCUGAUAACGCUCUAUCCAAAGCGCAGUCACUCUUCCAACAAAUGGAGCUUGAAGCAGAGGAUGGAUUCGGAGAUAACGCAGAGCACAUCAAUAACGGUUUCCGAACAGCUUGUGGAAAGACAAUGAAGGUGUCGGAAAUGGCAAUAGCGAAAGCUCAAGCAAUUUUCCAAGAAGUUGAAUCCGAACCGGUGGAUUUUGAAAAAGCCAACGGUGUGACGAAACGAUCUCGCGAUGUGACCGACUGUGAUGCCGAAACACCACUUAAAAAAUACAAGGCUGAGACGGUCAGUAAUAAUCUAGUUAGUCGAUUCUCUACCAGCACACCGAACUGCAACGGGAUGAUUUCCUCGAAGCAUCACAAUGACAAGACUGAACUCGAACAUUAUUUCGGAGAACUGGACGAUCAUGACUUCCAGCAGUUGUUCAGUAAUACCGAACCAGUGCCUUCCAAUAGCCGCAGGGUGCGCCCCAUGAAGCAGGUCCGGUUGAUGAGUCGCUUCGAACAAUAUGAUAGCACGAGUCCUGUUGAGCAGAAUUUUCCGGUAGGAGCUCAUUGGGACGAUAGCUUUGGGGAUGUCGUUGCCAAAUUGAAUUCCGACGAAGGAUUCAAGGUAGCCCAGCAGAUAGUGGACGCUAGGAGGCUAGCCAGACAGCGACAAAAGGACUAUAUUGACAACAAACCGGAGGCUGAUCGAAGGCCGAGAUUGAGCGAAUUUGUACGACAAAAAAGAUUGAUUGGUAGAAAGACGCUUCAACAGGUCCUGGGGGAUGGCAAACCAUUCGCUGGUGUUGAUGAUAUUCCUGAGCGGUUGCGAGAGCUGAGUGUAGCAAAUGCGGUCGACUUCAAGUUUGAUAUGAUUCAACUGUACGGCAAAGCCGAGUGUCUGGAAAAUAUAGAGGGAAUCCUACUUGGAGACCGAGAUGCCACCACCCGACUACUGUUCAAUGAUCGCUGUCAGGUGGGCUUUCCCGAACUCAGUUCUGCUUUCCUCGCCUCUCCCGGCAUCGACCCAGCUCUCAUUCCUCAUCGGUGGAUUGAGAAUUACUGGGUGUGGAUUCUCAUCAAAUUAUCUUCCAUGGAGCGUAAUUUACCGGAUCAUUUUGGUGGGGUCACCACUCCGGAAAACGUUUUCAACCAACUCUUUUAUCGAUACCACGUAGAAAUUGAUUGUGCCAAAAGGUCUGUGAUAAGAAAAAUGCUGGAGAAAGACGACAUUGCCGGUAAGCGGAUGGUUCUGUUUGUGUCUCGGGUAUUCCGAGGACCAGAUCCAUUCGAUGCGGAGGUUGAACUCUGCGACGGUUGGUAUCCCAUUAGGACUGUGCUGGACAGCCCUUUGAUUCAAGCUGUACUCAGAGGGAGGAUUGCAAUAGGGACAAAGCUCAUGAUUCAAGGGGCGGAAUUAUUGAAUCUCAAUGAAGGGUGCUCUCCGUUGGAAGUGCCAGCUGAUGUUAGACUUAAAAUCCACGCCAAUUCCACUCGACGGACGAGGUGGAACACCCGGCUUGGAUUGUAUAGAGUGCCUUCCAGUUUUGUGAUAUCGUGCAACGACGUUCUGGAUCGAGGUGGACUCGUUGUUAGCUUAGAGGUAGUAAUUGUUCGAAUUUAUCCGAUGAUGUAUGUCGACAAGACGCAGCGCGAUGCUUUAGGAUCUGUAUUACGUUCGGAACGAGUUGAAAGACGAAGGACGCUGGAGAGCGACAGCAAUCGUUUCGAAAACUUGCAAGCACUUUUUAGUCAAGUGCAAAAAGAAGUGGAAGCAGAAAAGGGGCCACAAAAUGCGCGUAAUUUAAAUAGCAGACUGACGAGAUCGACCACCACUACCGAACUGUUGGCACUGGUGGAGGCCGGCUUGGAUCUUUCGUGCAUAGAGGUCGAACUGAGUGCAACCCAACGCGAGGUCAUCAUGGAUCAUCAACGGCGAAAGCAGGAGGAAUGUCUCCAGGAGGUGAACCGGCGCGUCAAAGAACGUAUGAACUGCCAAGUUAGCAAACGUAAGGUAAGCUCACUGCUCAAAGUGCGUGUAGUAGAUGCUCGGAAGCCGGAGAAGGUUCUACUGUUGUCUAUUUGGCGUCCUCCUGAAGAUCUUUGCGAAAUGUUGCUGGAACAAAAGGCAUUCGAGAUAAGGAACGCCACUGCCAACGGCACCAGAAACGGCGAAGUGCAGUUGACAACCGGAAAGAACAGUUCUUUCCAGCCCUUAAGUCGUCAGUUUUGUGAGUUACCGGGACAAUUGCUGAGACAGUUGACGAGGAUAGCUGAUAUUGAAUUCUCUAGCUUCCGGCCAUAUUUCAAUGAGUUCGAUACGGUAGGUGUCGUCGUUCAAAUUGGAACAUUGGAAAGUAAAAAAUUUCAAACCGUAUACGUAUCUGACGCGGAAAUGAACUUGCUGUGCGUAAAUUUCUGGUCCGGUAUAAAAGAAUAUGCAUACGAGGACGUUAUUAAAGAACGAACCGUUCUCUGCAUAUCAAAUCUGCAGUGGCGAACGAUCAAUGCCUUCAGUGUGAUUCCGAAUUCUUUUGCCACCGAGUAUACUACUUUCAGUGAGCAUUCCAAGUCAGAGCAGUCUUCAGAAGAGUUACAGAGAUUGCAUGUCAUAUUAAAUGGCAUAAAUCAGGACGACUUUUAUGAACAAUGCAAAAUCAAAAUUGUUGAACUGAAAGAUAAGAAGCUUCCUCGUACUAACAGCUUCAACACGCCGAUUCGUAACUACUCAGCAACAACUCCUAUGAGAUCAGUAUUGGGAAGUGUGAAUUCCAACGCUGCUACUACACCGACCGAUUUCUCUCCCGGCGUUGGACAGCCUGUUAGUUUACAGAAACGUAAAUUAGAACAACUAGCUGCUUACAAAAGCCCUCCGAAACUGAGUCCUAUUAUUAUGCGUCACAAUCCUCGCGUGAAGAAACAUUUUAAAACCCCAGCCAGGCUGGAGGACCGAAUCGACCAAGUCGGAAAAGAUGAUUCGCUGUGUUGAUGCUUUAGUUGCUAGUUAUUGUUGAACUUAUAAUCGACCAUUAUUAUUAAAGUUAUCGUGUUAAUAUUAUUUCCGUCUGGCUGAUUAAUAGAGAAACUUCCUUAGAAAUAAAUACUCUUUCGAUUCUUGAUAUCGU